Molecule: messenger RNA, 1515 nt
Organism: Aureobasidium namibiae CBS 147.97
Lineage: Eukaryota; Fungi; Ascomycota; Dothideomycetes; Dothideales; Saccotheciaceae
Product: actin-like ATPase domain-containing protein
Exons: 1
Coding region: 1-1515 (504 amino acids)
Biological process (GO): glucose 6-phosphate metabolic process; intracellular glucose homeostasis; glycolytic process
Cellular component (GO): cytosol; mitochondrion
Molecular function (GO): mannokinase activity; D-glucose binding; ATP binding
Source: RefSeq, a predicted model, not a curated record
AUGCUAGCCUCGUUGAUCCAGCCUCUACAACUGCCGUCGCCCAACAAAGAUGCCUUUGGCAUAGAAACACAGAGCUCGCGCACAAGGAGCAUGGACAAACUCUUACAUGACGUCGAGUCUCUCUUCGACGCUCCGCUGCGCCCACGGAGCCUGCAUGCCAUGUCAGAACAACUCCAGGCUGAGUUUCGCACAAAACUACAAUCCUCAAACAUAUGCAUGCUGCCAUCAUUUCACUACGCUUUGCCCACUGGCCAUGAAUCUGGCGACUUUGUCGCCCUGGAUGUUGGUGGCUCGACCUUCCGUAUCGCAAUCGUACAUCUCAGUGGGAAGGAGUCGGCCAGAGAGGGAAUGGACAUCAAGAGAAUGAAGAGCUUCGUCAUAGACGAGCCCAUACGGGACUUGAAAGGAAAGGCUUUCUUUGACUGGAUGGCCGCCAGGAUAGAGGAAGUCCUUGGCUCCGACAAGAGUGCUACUGUACCACUGUCCAUGGCAAUGUCAUGGUCGUUCCCUAUCGAGCAGACCUCUACGCGCAGUGGAUCUAUCCUGACCAUGGGCAAAGGGUUUCGUGCCACCCAUGGCGUUGAAGGCCAAGAUCUGUAUGAGCUUCUCAUGGACUCUUGCAAGCAACGGAAUCUCCAAGUUCAACUCCAAGCAAUCAUCAACGAUUCUUCGGCGACACUACUCUCACAGGCCUAUCGGGAUCCCUCGACACGGCUUUCGCUCAUCUUGGGCACUGGCAUGAACUCGGCUAUAUAUCUACCGGUUUCUGCACUAUCGCAAGACAAGUAUGGAAGUCGCUCAGAGGAUUGGCACGCAUCGGCCAAAGAUGUGCUAGUCAACACCGAGCUCAGUAUGUUCGGAAAGGACGUGCUUCCAGCCUCGAGAUGGGAUCAAUAUCUGAAUGCUACCCACCACAUGCCAGACUUCCAACCGCUUGAAUACAGAGUCAGCGGAAGAUAUCUCGGCGAAUUGGUGCGCCUCAUAUUGAUCGAAGCUAUCGAGACUGCCGAUCUGUUCAGUGGCAUGAUGCCGGCCAAGCUUCAGGAGCCGUACUCACUAGACACUGGGACAAUCGCAGUGUUCGAGAGUGACUCAACUUCCACUCUGUGCAAGGCUGCAAUUGCUUUCGCCUCUGCGCAUCCAUUACCGGCUGGUCGUAUGCCUUCAACCAGAGACCUCUACUUUGUCAAACAAGUCAGCCGGCUUGUAUCAGGACGUGCAGCUGCACUGGUGGCUACAGCCGUUCAUGCGCUCUGGUCGCUUCAACACAGCCUUGUAGCUUCGCCCAAGACUGUUGACACACAGCUUGCACAGCAACCUCGAACGCAUGCAACAGUAGCUUGCAACGGAACAGUGAUGGAGAAGUAUCCUGGCUUCCGCUCGAGGUGUCAAAACCACCUCGAUGAGCUGGCCAUCAUGAGCGGACAGAGUCGGGGAGCCAUUUCGAUCGAGAUGGCUCCAGAGAGUUCGGUAUUUGGCGCAGCUGUCGCAGCCGCGUCAGAGUCCGAAGUUUAG